AUGAAUUAGCACUUGAAACUAUAAUGUGGAUAAUUGGUACACUUAAAGCAAAAACAGCAAGUUAUUGAAAUUAUUUAAUACUUGUGUUUGCUCGUUUAUUACAAAGGAAUGAAGAAACGAGAGAGAAAGUAUUAACCUCUUUGUAAAAAGUCAUACAUUUAUGUGGAAUUUAAUUUAAUCCCUAAUAUAUUGAUUAAGUGA
Paramecium sonneborni is the source of this 201-nucleotide messenger RNA. NCBI's taxonomy places the organism in Eukaryota, Ciliophora, Oligohymenophorea, Peniculida, Parameciidae. The record is from the annotation of a GenBank genome assembly.